AUGCACAGACGCAGUGAUCGUUUGUUUCCUAUUCAUCCCCAUAAUUUGAAUAAAGUUAUACAAGAUGAAUGGAAUACUAUUAUACAAUGGUUAUGUGAUGUUUUAUCGUCUGGUGAUAUCAUGUGUGAAAUUAAUCCAGUAUUUACUACUAUUCAAAGAUUUAUCAAUAUAUUUGGAAUGCGUUUAUCCAAAACACAACGCAUUGCUUUAAUUCGUCUAACUGUAGCUUAUAUAUGUUGUCCAAAUAUUGAUACGCAGGUUAUAUUCAAUGCGUUAGAGCUUUUAAACAAGUUGAUGAGCUAUGACAGCCUUAUGCUUUCAUUCGAAAAAGAACGUGAAUUACCAUUAAUAAAAGUAGGUCGUCAUAUUAAUCGUAAACGACGUCAGUCAUGA
Molecule: messenger RNA, 393 nt
Organism: Schistosoma curassoni
Lineage: Eukaryota; Metazoa; Platyhelminthes; Trematoda; Strigeidida; Schistosomatidae
Source: the annotation of a GenBank genome assembly